This is a messenger RNA of Phyllopteryx taeniolatus (common seadragon), 2638 nucleotides long. RefSeq names its product carotenoid-cleaving dioxygenase, mitochondrial-like. Gene Ontology annotation, cellular component: mitochondrion. The transcript is spliced from 12 exons. Gene Ontology annotation, biological process: carotene catabolic process; retinal metabolic process. Gene Ontology annotation, molecular function: beta-carotene 15,15'-dioxygenase activity; carotenoid dioxygenase activity. Bases 936 to 2435 code for a protein of 499 amino acids. The record is from RefSeq and is a predicted model, not a curated record. Lineage: Eukaryota; Metazoa; Chordata; Actinopteri; Syngnathiformes; Syngnathidae.
AAAACGCCGCAGCGUGCACAGCAUUCGUCGUCACUUUGGCGAAGGGCGACAGCACGCUCGUAUUCGACCACCGCGACCAACAUGUCCCCAGUCAAUAAUGCAGCGAUUGGCUGGCGACCAGUUCAGGGUGUAGCCCGCCUCCAGCCCGAUGAUAGCUGGGAUGCACGCCCGCGACCCUUGUGAGGAGAAGCAGCUCAGAAAACGGAUGGAUGGAAAUUUAACGAGUUACUACCCACCUCAUUAUUAUGGUCCCAAUAUGUAUAUGAAAUAUAAUUAUACAUAUAAAAAAUACACCAUCCAAAGAUGUACAAAUAAUCCAUCAGCAUGUACAGAUGAAUUGUGUCUUGCAUGCAAAUGCAAAGACCUCAGAGAGUCUUAAGAAGAAUUGAAGUCAGCUCUUCUGUGCGCUUUGGCACUUGUCUUUCUGCAGCAAAACCAGGCCUCACACGUGCAUCCCCGAUGUGAGAAAACUCUCCGUUCCCCCAAACAUUCUACACAUUUCUUACUCUCAAACGAUCCAGACUUUUCUUCUGCAGUUGCUAUUGAGCCACCGCACGGAUGAAUGAUGGUUUUGUCACAUUUAUUCAUGACCCGACUUAAGCAGAAGAAUUUUUCCUGGUUGGAGCUUUUCAGACAUGGACGCGUGACUCUCCUUGCACAUACGCAUAUUUCCCCCAUCACCAAUCGACUGUAUACUGGCGUCGACGUGCUAACGUGACGUGUGCGCAGCAGAUGAGCUUCAGCGAGGAACCGCUACAGGACUGAAGGGUUUGGAGACCAUCGCUCCUCUGGUCCGCUCUGUGGAGGAGACCCCAGAUCCGAUCCCCGCUGAGCUACGAGGGACUAUUCCCCCUUGGAUCAAUGGCAGCCUGCUCCGAAACGGCCCAGCAAAGUUUGAGUUUGGACACACUCACUACAACCACUGGUUUGACGGGAUGGCUCUGCUGCACAAGUUUAAGAUGGAGGAAGGCCAGGUGACGUACACGAGCCGCUUCCUGCGCAGCGACGCGUACAACAAGAAUAGCGAGCGGGACCGUAUCGUGGUCUCAGAAUUCGGUACCAUCGCAAUGCCCGACCCUUGUAAGAACAUCUUUCAGCGAUUCUUCUCCCACUUUGAGACCAUAAAGCCAACAGACAACGGCAACGUCAACUUCAUGAAAUACAAGCGAGACUACUACGUCAGCACAGAGAGCGACUUGAUGCACAAAGUAAACCCAGACAACCUAGAAACCGUGGAACAGGUUGACUGGAGCAAGUUCGUUGCUGUUAACGGAGCCACCGCCCACCCUCACUACGACCCCGAUGGUACCUGCUUCAAUAUGGGCAACUCCUAUGGAAGUCAAGGAAGCGCGUACAACAUCAUUUGUGUACCUCCUGAGAAGUCAAAUGCUGAAGACACCCUGCAAGGAGCCAAAAUUCUCUGUUCCAUUGCGCCUGCAAACAAGUUCCACCCCUCCUACUACCACAGCUUCGCCAUGUCGGAGAACUACGUGGUGUUCAUUGAGCAGCCGAGUAAAAUAGACCUGAUGAAGAUAGUCACGUGUAAGAUGAGGGGCAAGGCGUUCCGGGAUGCCAUUUACUGGGACCCCAAGCUUGAAACCAUCCUGCAUCUUAUCGACAAACGUACAGGCGAGGCCAGCCCAGUGAAGUACUACGCCAAAGCUUGCUUCAACUUCCAUCAGAUCAACGCCUUUGAAGAGGAUGGGUUCUUGAUGCUGGACCUGUGUUGUUUUGACGACGGCCAAGCCCUCGACAUCUACUCCCUUCAGAAUUUACGCAAGUCGGGAGAAGCGCUAGACGAGGUGUACAACAGCACAAGCAGAGCGUUUCCUCGUCGCUUUGUUUUGCCUCUUCACGUGACCGAUGACACGCCGGCCGACCAAAAUCUGAACACUCGUCCUUCCGGCACAGCGACAUGCGUCAAAAACAGCAGCACCAGGGUGUUCUGCCACCACGAAGAUCUCCACGGCGAUGACCUCUACCGGUACGGAGGCCUGGAGUUCCCGCACAUCAACUACGAGCGAUACAACACGAGGCCUUAUCGUUAUUUCUACGGGUGCGGCUUCAGACACCUGUUCGGAGACUCACUUCUCAAGAUGGACCUCAACGACAAGACGUUGAAGUUCGCCAGGCUCUGUUUACUAUUACCGGUCAUCGCUGCUUUCAGAAAGCUACCAUUAAUGCCCAUGCGACCUCAGGUCUGGCACCAGAAGGGUCUCUUCCCAUCGGAGCCGGCGUUUGUGCCCUCACCGGACGCCGUGGAGGAGGACGACGGCGUCAUCCUCUCGGUGGUUCUCUCGCCCUCGCGGGAUAAAGGCACAUUCCUCCUGGUUUUGAAUGCCAAGACGUUCGAAGAGUUGGGAAGAGCCAAUGUGCCUGUCAACAUGCCCUAUGGCCUACAUGGUGUCUUCAAUGCAACUGCUUCAAUGAAUUGAAAAUAGCUUUCCUCAACAAUCAUAUAAUAAUAAUAUUCAUCCAAGAACACUAGCGGCACAUAAGUAAGCUGACUUAUCGCUUCUGUGAUGAUGAGACUGGACUGAUUUUCUGCUGUAUGCGUUCCUCAACUUGUGUAUGGGCACAAAACUGCUAAUUACGAUGAAAGCCAUCUUCAUAUUAAAUGUUUUUAUAAUCAAUAUCA